Molecule: messenger RNA, 3358 nt
Organism: Colius striatus (speckled mousebird)
Lineage: Eukaryota; Metazoa; Chordata; Aves; Coliiformes; Coliidae
Gene: PPP2R2B
Product: protein phosphatase 2 regulatory subunit Bbeta
Exons: 9
Coding region: 235-1575 (446 amino acids)
Biological process (GO): peptidyl-serine dephosphorylation
Cellular component (GO): protein phosphatase type 2A complex; cytosol
Molecular function (GO): protein phosphatase regulator activity; protein binding
Source: RefSeq, a predicted model, not a curated record
CCGCCGGGCCGGCAGCAUGGGGGCCGGCCGGCCGGCUCUGCCAGCCGGGCAGCCCCAGCAGCGAACCGCCGCUGCCGUGUAGGCUGCCUGGGCACCGGAGGAUCCUCAUGGAUUGAGCAGGGGUUGCGGUUUUUUCCCUUUUAUUUUUUUUAGUGGGUGCGUUGGGUUUUUUUUCGGCUUUGUAUGGUUUUAUUUCCUUUUUUCUUCUUCUUCUCCUAAUUACGGGUGUGGAAGAUGAAAUGCUUCUCGCGCUAUCUGCCUUACAUCUUCAGACCGCCCAGCGCCAUCCUCUCCUCCAGCUGCCACGCGGAAGCUGACAUCAUCUCUACAGUCGAAUUCAACCACACUGGAGAAUUACUAGCAACAGGGGACAAGGGGGGCCGCGUUGUAAUAUUUCAGCGUGAGCAGGAGAGCAAAAACCAGCCCCAUCGUAGGGGAGAGUACAAUGUCUACAGCACCUUCCAGAGCCACGAGCCGGAGUUCGAUUACCUGAAGAGUUUGGAGAUAGAGGAGAAGAUCAAUAAGAUCCGAUGGCUCCCGCAGCAGAAUGCAGCCUACUUCCUGCUCUCCACCAACGAUAAGACUGUGAAGCUAUGGAAGGUCAGCGAGCGGGACAAGAGACCGGAGGGAUACAAUCUCAAGGAUGAGGAUGGCCGUCUCCGAGACCCCUCCAUGAUCACCAUGCUGCGGGUGCCCGUGCUGCGGCCCAUGGACCUGAUGGUGGAGGCCACCCCCCGGCGGGUGUUUGCCAAUGCACACACCUACCACAUCAACUCCAUCUCCGUCAACAGCGACUAUGAGACCUACAUGUCGGCAGAUGACCUGAGGAUAAACCUGUGGAACUUUGAAAUCACAAAUCAAAGUUUUAACAUCGUGGACAUCAAGCCGGCCAACAUGGAGGAGCUGACGGAGGUGAUCACAGCCGCUGAGUUCCACCCACACCACUGCAACACCUUUGUCUACAGCAGCAGCAAAGGCACCAUCAGGCUGUGCGACAUGCGCACCUCUGCCCUCUGCGACCGCCACGCCAAGUUUUUUGAAGAGCCUGAAGACCCAAGUAAUCGGUCGUUUUUUUCUGAGAUCAUCUCCUCAAUCUCCGACGUCAAAUUCAGCCACAGUGGGAGGUACAUCAUGACCCGGGACUAUCUCACCGUCAAGGUGUGGGACCUGAACAUGGAGAACCGGCCCAUCGAGACCUACCAGGUUCACGACUACCUGCGGAGCAAGCUCUGCUCUCUCUACGAGAACGACUGCAUCUUCGACAAGUUCGAGUGCGUCUGGAACGGCUCCGACAGCGUCAUCAUGACUGGCUCCUACAACAACUUCUUCCGCAUGUUCGACCGCAACACGAAGCGCGACGUGACGCUGGAGGCCUCACGGGAGAACAGCAAACCCCGCGCCAUCCUCAAGCCCCGCAAGGUCUGCGUGGGCGGCAAGCGGAGGAAAGACGAAAUUAGCGUGGACAGUCUGGACUUUAGCAAAAAGAUCCUGCAUACAGCUUGGCACCCCUCCGAGAAUAUCAUUGCCGUGGCAGCAACAAAUAACCUGUAUAUAUUCCAGGACAAGGUUAACUAGGAGGACAAGUUGUUCUUUAGGAAUCCCAUGUACUGAAUACUAGUAAACACAAGAUUUCAAGUGUUUCCUUCCUUUCUUUCUUUCUUCCUUUCUUCCUUUCUUCCUUUCUUCCUUUCUUCCUUUCUUUCUUUCUUCCUUUCUUUCUUUCUUUCUUUCUUUCUUUUCUUUCUUUUCUUUCUUGUUUGUCCUUUUCCUUCCUCUUCCUUUGUUCAGUUGUUGCUCUGCAGGUAGCGGCCGUGCGGAGGCAGGUGCUCCUGCCCCAGCGCAGGGGCAGCAGGAAGCACCGGCAGGCACCAGCUCUCUUCAUCUGCGCCUUGAGGACCACGACACGGCGUGGGGUGGUGUGGGGUGGCUGUCCCCAGGCGACUGAUGGUGGCUGUGGCCGGUUGCCCGCGUGGCGGGUGCGGGCCGGCUGGGAGGAGCAGGGCUGAGUGCGGGGCGCGGGCUGCGGGGGCUCUGGGCACGGCCCUCCCACUCUGCUUGAAAACUGCACCCUAGAAAUAGCGCACCUGUUACGUCGCAAGGUCAACACGUUGUCCCCUUUGCCAUUUUUAACAAUUGUCUUGUUAUUACUUUGAGUUUUUACCAACAGAGAUGGCAAAACCAAAUGUAAAACGGAAAAGUUCAGAUUUGCAAUGGACAAGCUUAAAGGGGGGGCUCUGCUGCACCCCGUGUCUGCCCUGGCCAGGCUGCUGCCCUCCCCCACCCCACAGAAACCCUCCCGAGGAUUCGGCUUUGUAGAUACUGUGGUGCCUUUUUUGGUAUAUGAAAUACCUUUAUAAACGAUGCUUCCAAACUGCAUUGAUUGCAAACCAAACUGAACCCGGGCUUUUCUUCUGCGUUUCCUGUCUUUUGCUUCGGUCGUUUUCACUUGUUCUGUUGUAAGCUCUGGCAUGUCGUGACUCUCUCUUUUUUAAAAACUUAUUUAUUUAUUCGAGGUGUUUUGUUUUUUUAAUAGAUUAAGUUGCUAAUUUAUGACCUUCUAAAAGAAAGAAAGAAUCCAACCGUCUGUUGCUGUCAGCAGCUGACUGCUUCAGAGAGAGGCUGUCUGUGUCCUGCAGUAAGGUGAUAAUGAUGAUGGUAAUAAAUCUGGUAACUCUUCCUCUUUGCGUGGUGAGGCAGCCCCUUUCUACUCAAAAGAUUGUUCAGGCCCCUCUUUUACUUGAGCAGCUGUUCAAGUAAAAACAAAGGAAACCUACUGAAUUCUCAGUCAACCUGAAAACUGCUCCUGCGACGGAAAGCAAACGAGUAAAUGGAAGUUAAAACAUUCAUCGGUGUAGCUUUAGACGUGGCUCGGUGAGGGUGACCCAUCAGGGCGUCCCACAGUGCCCACGUCCCGGUGGGGGUGGGCACGUGCCUCUGGGAGCCAGGGCCUGCAGGGCCUGGGCACGGCCUUGAUGCGGCCUCCGUGGCCACGCAGCCGCCGCGCCUGCAGACGAGACGCAGCGAGCGGAGCAGCCGCGCCCACGGGGAGCACAGGGCCGGCGCAGGAGCGGGAGCUGCGCGGCGCAGGGCAGCGGCCGUGCCCCGGAGUGCCCCGCGGAGCCCCGCUGAGGGAGCCUCGGGGCUGACCUGCGGGGAGAGCUGCAGAGGAGCCUUGGCGCGGGAGCAACCGACGUGCGCUGGCUCAUCGAUUCCUUGCAGCUGGUGGCUUUCAGGACUAACCUUUUUUUUAAAAAAAUGAAAUAGUAAAAAAAAAAUAGCAGGAGUAAAUGAACAGUUUUUAAAAAAAAGGUGUUCUUUUCUGGUUCCUAUGAAGAAAGCCUGUGCUCUGGUACCAGAA